AUGCUGAAGGACGGUAGCUGCCCCGUGGUGUUCCCAAUCCCCGGCCAGUGGAGCUUUCUCCUGGCCGACAUCUUCACCACGCUAGUGGAGCUCCGCUGGAGGGUCAUGCUCCUCAUCUUCUGCCUCUCCUACGUCCUCUGGCUCUUCUUCAGCGUCCUCUACUUCCUGAUCGCCUACGUCCACAAAGACCUGGAGGACCAUGACUCGGCUCCGUGUGUGGCGAACGUCCGCAGUUUCACCUCCGCCUUCCUGUACUCCAUGUCGACCCAGGCGACUAUCGGCUACGGCUUCCGGGUGAUGACGGAGAACUGCAUGGUGGCCAUCGUGGUGAUGACUAUCCAGGCCCUGAUGAGUUGCUUCAUCGACCACAGUCGUCACGGCAUCACCGUGGCCAAAAUGGCGUGCGCGAGCAAGACGCAGACAGUGGGCUUCAGCAGCUGCGCCGUGGUCAACGCGCGCGACGGCGCCCUGUGCCUUGUGUGGCGAAUUGCCGACUUCCGCAGGAACCACAUCCUGGAAGGCACCGCCCGGGCGCAGCUGGUCCGCCCCACGAAGCACCCCUCUGGGAUGAUCUCCGUGACCUACCAGGACCUAGACAUCCAGAGUAGACACCUCAUCCUGGCCACCCCGGCCAGCAUCGUUCACAAGCUGGAGCCUGGGAGCCCCCUCUACAGCCUGGGUCCGGACAGCCUGACGGAGGAGGACUUUGACCUGGUAGUGUCCUUCACCUACACCGGUGACUCCACAGGAAUCCUGCACCAGACACGCACGUCUUACACCCCGGCGGACAUCCGCUGGGGCCAGCGCUUCCAGGACAUGGUGCAGGGGAGGAGGCACUACAAGGUAGACUAUGCCCUGUUUCAUCAGACCACCUGGGUGCAGACACCCAUGGUCACGCCCAGGAGGGGGACAGGGGGAGACCGCCGACCACGGAGUCUAUCGGCCAAUCGCAGCAGCCGUUUGUGAGAUCGAGCAGGAAAUUCCAGAGUCCUUGGCUGAUGUCAGUGAGGAGGUGGUUCAGGAGGCGUGGCUCUGAUGACGCUGUGAUAAUCCCAAAACAGCAGAGACAGAUAACUACAUUGUUAAAUUAUGUUAUAUAUCAUUAUCACACAGGACUUCAGUAAAGGACUUGAGUAAGUGUAAUAGGGUAGUUUCAUUGUAAAUAACUAUUUUAUAUAAUAUUUUAUACUCCUUUGUUAUUUCCUUUAUGAAUGUAAUAAUUUAACUAAAUGUUAUUUUCUAUCAGUUAAAUAAACAAAGCGUACGUUGUUAAAGUCACAUCUGACGUCCGAGGUCUGGCCUCAUUUGAACGUCUUUGUUGUGAUGGACAGGCUGUGCACCAAAUUUAAKAUAAAUAUACUUUUUUCUGA
This is a messenger RNA of Salvelinus sp. IW2-2015, 1370 nucleotides long. The record is from RefSeq and is a predicted model, not a curated record. NCBI's taxonomy places the organism in Eukaryota, Metazoa, Chordata, Actinopteri, Salmoniformes, Salmonidae.